This is a messenger RNA of Onychomys torridus (southern grasshopper mouse), 1872 nucleotides long. It is a transcript of the gene Ccdc27, whose product is annotated as coiled-coil domain containing 27. Bases 1 to 1872 code for a protein of 623 amino acids. The transcript has 12 exons. The record is from RefSeq and is a predicted model, not a curated record. Lineage: Eukaryota; Metazoa; Chordata; Mammalia; Rodentia; Cricetidae.
AUGAAGAAGGAGAACUUCCCUGAUGAACUCAGCUCAGUAUCCCCCCAGAUCAGCAAGGGCCUGGUGCUGCUUCAGAGUGUGGCCAACCGGGGCUCCCAUGGGCCAGAGAAGAAGCUGCAAGACCAUCAUAGACUCAGCAAAUCAGCCCAGGCCGUUGGCCGGUACUACCGCAAAGUGAGCCAGCUCAAGAAGCUCACUAGCCCUAAUGGCUUUGUGUCUGAAAUGGAAGAAAUGAGGAAGGCAUUCCUCAUGCGGCCUGGAUGCCCCCAGUUCAGUACCAGAGCCACAUCUGUGUCUCAUAUGGGUUCUGCCACCACGGUUGAUCUGCCCAGGGACAUAUGUACCAGCUCUGGGACUUGGAGGAUGACUGAGGACCAGCCCCUGGACAGGCUGGGCUCUGCCACCAGUGUGGAUGGGCACCUCUUUUCAUUCAGUAAGAGUGCUUGUGAGCUCAACUACUCACGGAAGAGGAGUGAGCCCCCAGCCACAAGUCCCACCAGCCCAACCUUGGUCAAGAGGUCGCAAAGAACCAGAAUGCCCUGGUACAUCUCAGUCAUCCAUGAGAAGGAUCAUUCCCUGAUCCAACUGGAAGAAGAACUCCAGCGUCUCUCGGUGCUGGAGACCCAGAUGCAGAAGAAAGAUCAGGAGAUCUUGAUGCUCCAAAAGGAGAAGGAGGCCCUGAAGAAGCAGCUGAGGACCCUCCUCAGAAGCAGAGGCACAGAGACGUCUUCAGCUUCUGCCAGGAUGGAAAGGUCCUCUGAGGCUCCCCUGAAGCUGGGAAGGCUGAGCAUGCUGAAGACCACAUACAAAGAAGAGGAGGAGCUACAGCGCUGGAUGCAGAUGCAGGACAACUUUAACAUGGCGGAGAACAGGGAGCAGCAGGUGGAACUAGGAAACGUCGUGGAUGAAAAGGGCGCUGAGGGGCCCCUGGAAGAAGCUGUAACUGGCAAGAUCGGGACUUUGCUGGAAGAGGGCCCUGAGGAGGAGGAGGAGGAAGCAGAAGGAGCUGAGGAGGAGGAGGAGGAGGAGGAGGAAGUGGUGGUACGGGAGGAAGAAUUGUGGGAGCUGAAGGAGGAAGAGGAGCAGCGUCCCAAGAGGUCAUACUCUCUGACCGAGUCCUUUGAGGAGGAGCUAAUGGCCCAGCUGGAGGAGUAUGAGAGAAUGUUGAUAGACUUCCAGAGUGAGCUGGAACUCACUAGGGCCAGAUAUUCCCUGGCCACAGGGGCCAUCACAUCUUUACAACGGCAAAAUGACUUCCAAGAGUCUCAGUUGCGGAAGGUCACCACAGAAAAUGAGCUUCUGGAAAAGGAACUCCGUGAACGGAAGCGGCAGAUCCAAGCCAUGACCAACAAGUUCUCCAGCCUCCGGGAGGAAAAGAAGCAGCAAGGGAUAAUGGGGCUCAUUGAGAAGGAAAACCUUAUCCUCCGACAGCAAGUGUCUGAGUUGGAGACAGAGCUCCUGAGUCGUGAUCAGGACAUUGCAGAGCUGCACAGCAAAACCAGUGAGCUGCAGGCUCAGAUCGACCUGAACGAAGAUCACUUGAGGCGGUGGAAAGAACUCCAUGAUGACCUCCAGAGCCGGAAUGAGACAAUCCAGCAAGCAGAGCAACAGACUCGUGUGAUCCUGGAGUCCUCUCAGGCCAGGCUCGAGAGACUAAGGAAUAAGAUCAUUCAGGCUGUCUUCAGUGUCAGUGGGACCAAGAACUUGUCCACUGAGCUCUCUGAUAACUACAUUCUGGAGUCCCUGCAGAGAAUCAUCACAGAGAGAAGUGACUUCUACAGUCAGCUGAAACAAAAAGGCGUAAAGGUACCCCCGCUGCAGCAGUCAGACAUCUCCCUGCCCAGCAAGCUCAAGAAGCUAGCUUCCAAGUAG